CAUGCGUCCUCUAUUGGGACAGAUAUGUACAUGUAUGUAAAGAUAAGAACACGAUCUCUAACUCAUAUACCGUCAAACAAUACACUCAGAAAUUAUGAUAUUUAUAGUUAUUCUAGUUGCCUUGGUAACAUUUCCGGUACAAGCAAACGGUCUGCAGUGUCGUGUGUGUAAGAAUGUAGCAGCUCUAGAAGACUGUACAGAGACGGAAACUUGCGAACCUAACUCGGUGUGUUAUACAGACGAAAAGAUUAUUGCAAGCCGAGUACUUUUUGAGGCUGGAUGUCGGCCACGAUCAGUAUGUCAAGCGGCUGGACGUAGAAAACGUGACGAUGGUGCUCUCAUAGCCUGCUCACGUUGUUGUGACACUAGUGAACAAGUUUCACCGCUUGGAAUUAAACAUUGUAACGAGCGUUUGUGUGGACUGGGAAGAAUUGCAGGUGUACACGAGUGUUACCAUUGUGAGAGAACUCGAGAUCUCAACGACUGUAACAAAAUAGAAACAUGUCAACAAGACGAGGUUUGUAGCGUUGAAGAGGAAGACGAUGUAAACAACAUAACAACUUAUAGCAUGAAAUGUUCUAAAACUCACCCUUGCAUAGAAGUGACAACAUUCCGUAUACAGAAUGAGAAUUUAUUUGCUAACGGGGUGAUUGUUGGUAAACGGAAUGGUUUGACAACUUGUUCUGCGUGUUGUGGGGGUCCACUAUGUAACACAGGAGGCUGUUUCCAGUUAGUUAAAAAGCUAAGAAAGUUAUGGAAAGUAGGAAGCCUGGAUAGUUCAACUUUAACUUAUGUGCCACCAAAUACGGCAACAACGACAUCCUCAGUGCUGGUACCAACUAAACCAUGAAAUAUGUGCAGUUUUUAAAUAUACUACAAAAUUUGUAAAAAAAAAAUAAAUUAGUUAAAUAUA
Molecule: messenger RNA, 913 nt
Organism: Ruditapes philippinarum (Manila clam)
Lineage: Eukaryota; Metazoa; Mollusca; Bivalvia; Venerida; Veneridae
Exons: 10
Coding region: 95-850 (251 amino acids)
Source: RefSeq, a predicted model, not a curated record